Protopterus annectens (West African lungfish) is the source of this 1199-nucleotide messenger RNA. RefSeq lists its product as uncharacterized. The record is from RefSeq and is a predicted model, not a curated record. The transcript has 8 exons. NCBI's taxonomy places the organism in Eukaryota, Metazoa, Chordata, Ceratodontiformes, Protopteridae. The coding region runs from base 303 to 1199 and encodes 298 amino acids.
UAGAAUGCACUUGCAUUUCCUGUAUCUGGUAAAGAAAAAAACUGUUAACGUGUUUCAGAACAGCUAAAGCUUGGAGCAGAGUGUUCUUCUGAAAUUAGAGCAAGUCUUCCUGGACAAACUAAAGUAGCCCAGUAAACCAGAAAUGAAGAAGUGUUGUUUUAUGAGCAAUCUGAGACUAUAGUUACCUGUGAAUCGCAGCAUACAUUCACAAACUGUUGAGACUGAAACCCCAGAAGGCAAGGACCAUCAAAUGAAAACAAUUCACAUUCAAAGAUUACAUCUGCUGCUCUACAUACUGAAGGAUGGCUUCAAUAUUUAAACAAGUUGUGGGUCAUAUUACGGGAAACUCUGACAGAGAUCUGAUUCGUGUCAAUUCUCAAUUCAACUCUGAAAAGUUCAAACCUCUCUGCCUAAUAAGAAGGCAACAAAAACAUUUUUUCUUCAGAAAGUUCAGAUAUAUAGGAACAGGCUUUGUCCUUGAAGAUGUAUUGGAAGGCAGUCAAAAAACAAACAUAGAUGUGGAUGUUGUGGGAGAUGUCUGUUUCUUUGAAAUAUCAAAGAGAGAGCUCGGCGGAAAACUCAGCAUACCUGUGGAGGUUGGAAAAGUAGACUUUAAAUCUUCUGCAAGCCAAGCCAACGUUAUAAAUAUGAAACUGAAAAAGAUGACUGUCAACAUGCAACAGCUGGAAGACUGUAUCCAAACUAUAAAGUUUAACCUGAAACAUGGUCUUAUGAAAGGUCUCAUGAAAGUUAGAAAUGAGCAUCUCUGUGUUGUAACUGAAGCCAUAAUUACAGAUGAAGAACUUGAACUGGAGCAGAUUCGUACACUUGAUGGAAAUCUGAAAAUUACUAUCUUCAAUAAUCCAGAAGCAUUAGAGGGAAAAAAAGCCAGUUAUCAGAGAUUGAGAGUUUCUAGCGGCACCGUGCUAGCAUAUGGAGUGCAUCCACUACAAAUCAGUCGAUAUGUUGGGACUGGAGCACUCCUCUAUGUAGAGAACAAGAAGGUCAAAUCUUCAUUCCACACAGAUGAUAUCAUGAAGACAUUACAGACUCGUAUGUCAUACGAAAUGAUUUCCAAAUGUAGUGGAGGCUUUGACAGUACUGCAAUGCGGUUACAAAAAGGUUCAUCUAAUAGUAUUUCCUUUACAGAGGACACUUGGGUCCUUCCUAAUGAAGAAAACUUAUUUAAAGGCAAUUAA